This is a messenger RNA of Rhopalosiphum padi (bird cherry-oat aphid), 2668 nucleotides long. RefSeq names its product phosphatidylinositol 4-phosphate 5-kinase type-1 alpha-like. Gene Ontology annotation, molecular function: phosphatidylinositol kinase activity. The transcript is spliced from 4 exons. The record is from RefSeq and is a predicted model, not a curated record. Lineage: Eukaryota; Metazoa; Arthropoda; Insecta; Hemiptera; Aphididae. Gene Ontology annotation, biological process: phosphatidylinositol metabolic process. Bases 149 to 1942 code for a protein of 597 amino acids.
AACUCUGUUACGAAACUCACUUUGCGCUAUUGUCUAAUAUCAGCAAAGGCUAUUGUCAACGAUUCAAUGAGUUAGUAGCUGUUAAAUUGAAUGAAAUUGCUGGGUCAUGCAAAGAUAUAGAUAAUCAAAAAGAAAAAGCUUAAGCAAAAUGGCUACUAAUGAUAUCAGACCCGCUGUUGAAGAACAGAUUGAAUCAGCACUUGAAAAGGAUGUUGCUACUGAAAAAGACAUCUCAAUUGCUGAACAAGAUGAUCUCCAAGCCAAAGAAAAAGAAAAGAAACUUGGACAUAGAAGAGUGGGUGUUGAUGGAGAAAUCACCUAUAAGAAAAUUCAAACUGGUCAAAUUAUGGGUUCAAUACAACUGGGAAUACAGCAUGCAGUAGGAGGCCUUGCUUCAAAGCCUGAACGUGAUUUGCUUAUGCAAGAUUUUAUGACUGUUGAAACAACAGUUUUUCCAAGUGAUGGAACUAAUCACACUCCAGCUCACCACUAUCCAGAGUUUAUUUUUAAGACAUACGCUCCAAUUGCAUUCCGUUAUUUCAGAGACUUAUUCGGUAUUCAGCCAGAUGAUUAUCUUAUAUCGUUUUGUAACUCGCCACUUCGUGAACUGUCCAACCCGGGUGCUAGUGGAUCAAUAUUUUACCUCACACGGGAUGAUGAAUUUAUCAUGAAAACUGUACAGCACAAGGAAGGUGAAUUUUUACAAAAACUACUUCCUGGAUACUACAUGAAUUUGAAUCAGAAUCCAAGAACUUUGCUGCCAAAAUUUUUCGGUCUUUAUUGUUAUCAAUGCAAUUCAAAAAACAUUAGAUUAGUAGCUAUGAACAAUUUACUACCUUCUAACAUAAAAAUGCACCAAAAGUAUGAUCUGAAAGGUUCAACUUACAAAAGAAAAGCUUCCAAAGAUGAAAGACAAAAAUCAUCGCCUACAUUUAAAGAUUUAGACUUUAAAGAACAUCAUCCCGAUGGUAUUUUUUUGGAGCCUGAUACCCACUCAGCUCUUCUCAAAACUAUGCAAAGAGAUUGUCGAGUACUAGAAAGUUUUAAAAUAAUGGAUUACAGUCUUUUAGUGGGUGUUCAUAAUGUUGAUCUUGCUCAGAGAGAGAAAGAAGAACGACGGGUGGCACGGUUACGCAAGGCUGUGGAAACUGAUGCAGAUACUUUAUCAGAAACGUCUACUCUAAGUCGAACAGCUGAAGCCAACCGGCAGCGUUUGAUGGCUCAUUCAACCGCAAUGGAAAGUAUUCAGGCAGACACUGGAACUUCGUCAGAUGAAGAUUGUGCUUCGCCUAGAGGAGGCAUACCUGCUAGAAGUGGAAGUGGUGAUAGCUUAUUACUAUUUGUUGGAAUUAUUGAUAUAUUACAAAGUUAUCGACUAAAGAAAAAACUAGAGCAUACGUUCAAAGCCAUCAUUCACGAUGGUGAUUCUGUUUCUGUACAUAGACCUGAUUUCUAUGCCACUAGAUUUUUGGACUUCAUGACCAAAUCUGUGUUCAAGAAACUUUUGUGUCCUCUAAAACGUUCACCAUCCAAGCGACGCAGUAUGUCGCGUACACGUACGCGUGAUCAAACCGAUGCGGAAGGCACAUUUUCUACAUGUUCAACACCACCUCCAGCAUUUGAGGAUGCUAUUCGUCGUGACUUUGUGUACGACAAACGUUCCAGCAUGACUCGCAUACGUCGUCCAUCUCCAGGAAUGCGCAAUGAUGGCCCUUCUGGCUCGUCGCACGCCGGCGAGAGUAAGUCGUCUACAUUGAGUGUGGGAUCGGGCAGCACUACAUCCGGCAUCGGGGGUUCAGCAGGCAGACAAUCUGUGGAAGCCACAUGGACGGAAGAAUCUGCAAAUUGUUUCCUGAUGUUUACUAGACACUGUAUGGUGAAAACGUGUUCAAAUAGUGUUUCAGCAUCAUUGGAUGGAAAUUCAAUGAUGAUUAUGAUGUAAUGGUUGUUUUGAGUUGAAAUAUUUUGCUGUAAGAUGGUUAGUUGAUUUUAUUAAUGUUUUUGUAUUAUUUCUGGGAAGAUGAAAGUCUGAUGUCGAUCUCAUUUCUUUUAAUCUCAUUUUUUAUUUUGUUAUAUUUCUUUUUCGUCAAUAUUGAACUAUAUUUGAGAAUUUUGUAUUUUGUUGGAUAUAAUGAUUAUAGGUCUCGGUUAAAAAAAUAACUUCCAUUGUUAUUGCCUUUUUCAUUUACAUACUAUAUAAUAUAAUUACUGUUAUUUGUAAACAUUAUACAGUGUAGAAAAAUUAUUUUUUAUAAAUGUUUAUGAAGACUUUAAUUAUAUAAUAAUUAAUUUACUAUCACAAUUAUUGGAAUAGAAUAAAAUUUGAUCCACACUCAACCUAAUCCUUGACUCUUGAGGUAAGUACAACGUUGGAAGUUAAAAAUAUAUUAUGCUUUUAGAAAAAUUCUUUCAAUAUAUUGUUUCGUGAAAAUAAGGAAACUUUCUAUUAUAAAGAAGAAUAUUCUUUUUUGAAAUAAAUCAGUUAAAAUUACUUAUAUAUAAAAUAAUCACUUUUUUAAUAAUUUUAAAGUCAUUUUACAAAUUUAUAAGUAUGAGUGAAUGUUCUUUUAUACUGUUUAAAAAACACUAAGUAUAAUUUUUGUUAUAAAUGUAUGUUGGUUGUCAAAAUUUUUUGUUCCUUUUAUUAAACUAUUUGAAUAUUUGUAAA